AAAAGAAAGGCGAGCUGUGUGGUAGAGCUGGCUUCAGAGGUGGCGUCUUCUGUGAGAAAAAGUGAGAGUUCCAACUUUCCUCUCAGCCUGAGAGGUUUUCAGUGGGGAGGGUCACCAUGUCAGAGAAAAAGCAGCCGGUAGACUUGGGUCUCUUGGAGGAAGACAACGAGUUCAAGGAGUUCCCUGAGGAAGACUGGGCUGGCUUAGAUGAAGAUGAAGGUGCACGUGUCUGGGAGGAUGAUUGGGAUGAUGACAGUGUAGAUGAUGACUUCUCCAAUCAGUUAGGAGCUGAACUACAGAAACAUGGUUAUAAGAUGGAGACCUCAUAGCAUCCAGAAGAAGUGUUG
This is a messenger RNA of Zalophus californianus (California sea lion), 347 nucleotides long. Its product is annotated as 26S proteasome complex subunit SEM1-like. Gene Ontology annotation, biological process: proteasome assembly; mRNA export from nucleus; double-strand break repair via homologous recombination. Lineage: Eukaryota; Metazoa; Chordata; Mammalia; Carnivora; Otariidae. The transcript has a single exon. Bases 117 to 329 code for a protein of 70 amino acids. The record is from RefSeq and is a predicted model, not a curated record. Gene Ontology annotation, cellular component: proteasome complex; proteasome regulatory particle, lid subcomplex.